UCCAUACCUACGCUUCCAAUCAAUUACACACCUCUUCGCAACCCAUCUAUCAACAUGCCUCGCAACAACCGUGGAUCCGCAGCCCCCCCAAGGCGCCCUACCGCCGCCCCUGCCCGUCCUGCGCCACCCACUCCCCAGCAGGCCCGCUCUGCUUCCACUGCUGCCCACCCUCCUCAGCACCAGGCUCCUCACCCUCCUGCCGCCGCUGCUCCCCAGCAGAGCGCUGGUCCCGGUCUCUUUGGCCAGAUGGCCAGCACCGCUGCCGGUGUUGCCGUCGGUUCCUCUAUUGGCCACGCUAUCGGUGGCUUUUUCGGUGGCGGCUCAUCUGCUCCCGUCGAGCAACAAGCCCAGGCUCCUGCAAACCCUGCCGACAACAGCACCUACACCUCGUCCAACUACCAGGCUCCCAGAGCCUGUGAGACCGACGUUACCAACUUCCGUCGUUGCAUGGACGAGAACCAGGGCAGCUUGAACAUCUGUGGUUGGUAUCUUGAUCAGCUGAAAGCCUGCCAAUCGGCUGCCUCUCAAUACUAGAGAUGGUGCUCCCGUCAUACCCUAUCCUGUUCUGUACAAUACCACAUGAAUUACGUUAGUUUGUCAUUUCACCACUCUUCAUCUUCUUUUACUCUGUAGAAAGAUUGUAUCAUCAUCUAUCACUCAUUCGCACACG
Molecule: messenger RNA, 670 nt
Organism: Aureobasidium subglaciale EXF-2481
Lineage: Eukaryota; Fungi; Ascomycota; Dothideomycetes; Dothideales; Saccotheciaceae
Exons: 2
Coding region: 55-534 (159 amino acids)
Biological process (GO): mitochondrion organization
Cellular component (GO): nucleus; mitochondrion
Source: RefSeq, a predicted model, not a curated record